AGUCAGUCUACAUAACAAAAAUUAUGGCGCAGAACGUGCAGGACAGCUCUGUUAUGGAACGUCGAUUACGGCCGGUUUACGAUUAUCUGGAAUCGGGGAACAAUAAAAAGGCGCUGCAAGAAGCAGAGAGGGUGCUGAAAAAAUCUCCAAAUGUUCUGUGUUUCAAGGCGCUCAAAGCAUUGGCUCUGUUACGAAUGGGUAGAGACGAUGAGGGCGAUGCAUUAACAGGACAGAUUGCUGCCGAAAAUCCCUUCGACGAUUCAACACUACAAGUCAUGACGUACUGUUAUAAGGAACGGGAAGAAUUCGGCAAAAUCUGCACGUUGUAUGCCAAUGCCGCCAAGCAAAGUCCCGGAUGCGAAGACAUUUUAUCCCAUUUGUUCAUAUCGUACGUCCGUGUCAAUGAUUUUGCUGCACAGCAAUUGGUGGCGAUGCAACUUUACAAGUUGAAGCCGAAAAACCCGUACUACUUUUGGGCUGUGAUGAGUGUCUAUUUGAAGGCAGUUCGAGGUCCGGAUAGUAAAGUGCCGGAAAAGAGUAAACUGUUGCUCACUCUCGGUCAGCGAAUGAUAGACAAACAAAUUGCCGAAAAUAAAAUCGAUGCCGAACAAGAGGUGCAGCUGUAUUUAAGCAUUUUAAAGAGUCAGGGGAAGAAUGCAGAGGCUCUGGAAUUUUUGGAAGGCGAUUUGGGUAAAAAAAUUUAUCCCGGCGCGCCGGUCGAACUUAAAAUCGAACUGUUGAAAUCACUUGAGCGCUGGGGUGAAUGCAAUGUUCUGUUGAAAGAUUUGUUGCGAGACAAUCCUGAUCGCUGGGACUACCACAAAGAUUACAUUUUGUCUGUGAUCAAUUUGAAGCAAUCGUCAUCGACAUUCGCUGGAGCCGACUGUACAUUCGAACAGUGCUACGAAUUUCUUUGUCAAUUAAUCGAAAACGGUACUAAAGCUGUGCGUGGACCAUACUUGGGACGUUUAGAGUUGCAUCACACAAUGACUGAAUUGAAGGAAAAUGGGGACGAACUGUUGGGCGAUUUUCUCGAAAUGCUGGUCGAAUACUUCCGAAAGUUUGGGUGUAAACCGUGUUGCACCAACGACAUAAUUUUAUUUUUAAAUUUUUUGCAAAUCGAACGAAGAGCCGAACUAGCAUCGAGAUUAUUGGCAGAGUGCGAAAUUACAUCGACUAAGUUACCACAAAAUAAAGAACAAAUGCAAAAACAUAUCUGCUCGCUGCAAGUAUCUCGAAUCUGUGGUGCUCAUGCUCUAAGCACUGAACAUUUAGCCGCUCUAUACACGGCAUUUAGUUUACAUUACGAGCAUGGAACGACGGCGUUCGGUAACGAUUUACUUCCAACUGAUAUGGGUCCAUCAGAUUCGUAUGCUCUACUAGCUGUUCACGUUAUGUACGAUCUGUCGUUGAAACUGCAAACUUCUGAGCAUCUAAUCGAAGCGCUGUGUCUGUUGCACUACUUACUUAGCAACAGUCCGAGUAACUUCCACGCAAAAUUGUUGUGUUUACAAAUCUAUCAUCUGCUCGGUUGUGGUUGGGGUGCACAAAAAACUGCCGAAAGUCUUGACAUCAAAUACGUUCAGCUCGAUUCAAUGGGAUAUUUACAUGUGGCACAAUUGCCACGGGUGGGCAUACCGUCUAUAACGAAGCCGUGGUACGAUUCGACGUUGCGAUUUUUCACGUCCAGUUACAAGGACAGUCUCGAAUAUCUGGCCAUGUGCUACAAGUUCGGUUCGUUUUCGAAACUGGAAGAGUUCAUGGAUUUCCGUGACAAGCUGACCAACAGUUUGCAUUUUCUGACAAUAUCAACCGAAGCGGUUCUGCUGGAAUUCGUUUGUCUGUGCGGAAUGUUUGCCCAAAAUAUGGCUGCGAUUAAGGCGAUGAAAAUCGUGCCGGGUCAAGAUCGGGUGAGUCAGGAUCGAGUUCAAUGGGAUCAGCUGACCGACAAUCGGGACAUAUCCGUCAUAGUCAAGUGGAAUGCCGAGACGAACCCGAAUGCUGACGAUGAGAUGAAAAGGGAAAGCUUUACGCAGGAUGUGGAAUUGAUGCGAAUUCGCCUUAUGCUAGCGCGCAUUAUUGUCGGUUGUGUUGAAGCUGUCAUGAAAAACGAUUCAAAAGCCGGUGAGCUAGAAACAGUAAAGCAAUUGAAAACGUCUUGGACGGAAUUGUGGCUUCGAAUACGGGCAGCCAACUACGUACCAACAUCAAAUCAAUAUCUAGUCAAUCUGUUGCCAUCUCGGUUGCAUGGAAUUAUGGCAGCGCCAUAUGAAAUGUCGAUCAUGCACUUGAUGGAAAUGAUUUUGGAACUGGAAGAAAGGAAUGUUUCCGCGGAAAAUAGUUGCAAUGUCUUGUGUGAUGACUUUAAAUCAAUCGGUCGUUUGCUGUGUGAUACAGUGGCCGAGCACAAUCAAAGCGUUGAUUUAAUGUGGAAGCGGAGGAGUACAUUGGAAACUAUUGUCAAUUGCAUUGAGAUAUUGUCGCUGGCUACGUUGGUGUUGUCUGUGUGUUCGGAAAUUUACUCGAGCGCAGCGAAUGUUCCUGCUAAGCAAAAUCGAAAAGAGAAAAAGGAAAAGCAAACGAUACAGCUGCUGUCGGAAAAGGCCAGGCUUCAACUGACUGUGUCUAUGAGUAACAAAUUGAAAUCGGAACUGAAUGAUUGUGAGGCUGCUUUAGACACUUGGAAAACACCUUGCUGUCCGGACAACAUUUUGGAUCGUCUAGCAUCGAUGUCGCUCAACCCUAAGGUGGAGCAAUUAGUUAGCGGUACGCUGAAGGAGAGUCACAACAUUACUGUGAAAGAACUGAAAACAAUUGUCAAGGAAAAAAUUCGAAUGUUAAAGUAAUUCUAAACAAAUUCAAUGACACCGGAUGGAAGUUGAUGGCGCAAUUUAGUUCCUUUAACUUUUACUCAAUCUUAUGUGAGCACUCACACCCAAGAAUUGCAGGAAAAUAUCUUGAUAAAACUGUCAAAAAUAAUCAUAUCAUCCGACUGCAUUGUGCUUGGGUAUGAGUGCCAUAUCGGAAAUUCGACAAAGUUUCUCCUCAUCUCUUUGUUUACGCUUUUCUCCCUCCCCCCGUUUCUCUCGCAUGGACCGUAUUGUUAACUGAAAAUGUUCAUUUGCAGAUCAAAUUACGAAGUCUGUAAGCGAAAAAAUUUGAGUUCCCCCAUACCCACGAAAAUUAUUUUCAUUCAACUCCCAAUGCAUUGUGACAUUUGAAUUCGUUUUGAAAUAAAAGAAAAAUUUUGAAGUC
Molecule: messenger RNA, 3255 nt
Organism: Bradysia coprophila
Lineage: Eukaryota; Metazoa; Arthropoda; Insecta; Diptera; Sciaridae
Gene: psidin
Product: phagocyte signaling impaired
Biological process (GO): N-terminal peptidyl-methionine acetylation
Cellular component (GO): NatB complex; cytoplasm
Molecular function (GO): protein binding
Source: RefSeq, a predicted model, not a curated record